Botrytis fragariae is the source of this 1305-nucleotide messenger RNA. RefSeq names its product putative dynamitin-like protein. Gene Ontology annotation, cellular component: dynactin complex; cytoplasm. NCBI's taxonomy places the organism in Eukaryota, Fungi, Ascomycota, Leotiomycetes, Helotiales, Sclerotiniaceae. The record is from RefSeq and is a predicted model, not a curated record. The transcript is spliced from 3 exons. Gene Ontology annotation, biological process: mitotic spindle organization. Bases 1 to 1305 code for a protein of 434 amino acids.
AUGGCUGCUCUCAACAGAAAAUAUGCGGCAUUGCCAGAUUUGGAUUCAGCACCAGACAUUUAUGAAACCCCUGAGUUAACAGAGGAUAAUUCAACUGCGCCGACUGGCAGACCUCGUUCGCAAUCAACUUCUUCUUCUUAUCAAGAUUUCGAUGAAGACGACGACGAAGUGGGAGGUAUUUCCCGUGCGCGACUACAGCCCGAUGAAGCCCGUUCGCAUUUCUCUCCAGCACAAGUAGAUGCACGCGAUGUAGACUUCUCCGAUAGAGUCACGGCAAAAAGGAAAUCAUACAAAGCUUCUUCCAGACGACAUAGGAAGAGACAAGACGACACAGAAGAAUUUGGCGACUUCAGUGAUGACGAUGAUGGGGAAAGCUUGGAACGAAAACUCGCAAGAUUACGACGUGAAAUUGAGGAAGUUAAAGAAGAAUAUGGAAAGAGGAAUCAAGAGAAGAAGGAUAUGGGUGAAGAAGAAGAGUCCAACGAUGGAGAUGAUGUUGCCUCCUUGAGUAAAUUAUUGGAUGGAAUAUCUGUCAGUCAAGGAGAUCAAGUCACAAGUGCUGGAGCAAGAUUGGCGAGGGAUUUAGGAACUGGAAUCAAAGCAAACGGGCCAUCACAAAUUUCACAAGGAACUGGAGAACCUGCUACAUACACUGUUACAUAUGCACCCACAUACCAACAAAGUCAUGCUUUGGCGAAAGCAGCAGAUUUCGAUGGACGAUUGGCACUUUUAGAAAAGGUUCUUGGACUUAAUUCGACAAUGGACUCUACUAGUAGCUCAACGGCCGUUUUACCGACUCUUGAUAUUCUCGAAAGACAAGUCUCAAUCCUUACCGAGUCUACGCCAUCGUCCCUUGACAGCAUAAGCCGAAGAGUUCGAACAUUGACACAAGAAGCCGAAAAACUAGAGGAGUCUCGAAAAUCGGCCAGAGCUGCAAAAGAUGCUUUAAGAUCGGCUGGAGGAGAAACUGCCCCUGAGGAUGGAGAAGACUCAGAACAGAUUUCAAAGAUCAAUGCGCUUUAUGGAACUUUGCCUACUAUCGAGAAUCUCGCACCUCUUUUGCCAUCCUUGUUAGACAGAUUACGAUCAUUACGAGCUAUUCACGGAGAUGCUGCUACAGCUAGUGAGAACUUGGAUAGAGUGGAGCAAAGACAAGUCGAAAUGUCAAAUGAUAUCAAGAAAUGGCAAGAAGGAUUAGAGAAAGUUGAGGAAGCAAUUAAACAAGGAGAAACGGUCAUUGGAGGGAAUAUGAAAGUGGUCGAAGGCUGGGUCAAAGAUCUUGAAGAUAAGAUGUCAAAAUUAUAG